AUGCGGCUGUACGGCAUCCAAUAUCCCCGGGUCCUUCCCGCGGCGCUCGCAACCCUUGCCAUCACCAUCGGCAACGCUUUGCCUGAAGCACCAUGCAGAGCAUACCCCGGCAGCGCUGACUGGCCGUCCGCAGAAACCUGGGCCCGUCUCAAUGAGUCUCUUGGAGGGAGACUCCUGCGACCGACUCCUCCAGGAGCUGUCUGCCAUCCCGGACAACCCACCUACGAAGAGGACCGAUGCGCCGCCGUCACGGCCGGCUGGAGCUCUUACGAGCUCCACGUCGCCGACCCCGUCUCCGUCAUGUGGACAAACUUCAGCAAUGACACCUGCCUUCCUGACCCGGCUGAUGUGUGCAGCUCUGACGGAUACCCUGCGUUCGUCGUGAACGCCACCACGCCGGAGCACGUUAAGCUUGGCGUCGAUUUCGCGCGGGAGAACAAUGUGAGACUCGUUGUCAAGAGCACAGGUCACGAUUACCUCGGCAGAUCGAUUGCCCCUGGCUCCCUCUCAAUCUGGGUGCAUCAUAUGCAAGGCAUUGAAUACCACCCGAAUGAAUUCAAGCUUGCAGGCAGCAACACCACUAUUGCGGGCAACGCUGUGUCUGCCGGUGGCGGCACCGAGAUGGGCGAACUCCUCAAGGCCGCUGCUGAGCAUGGCCAGGUCGUGGUCGGCGGCACUGCCGAGUCGGUGAGCGUGGGCGGGUACGUUACCGGAGGCGGUCACUCGUUGCUUGCGCCCCGUUUCGGCUUGGCUGCCGAUAAUGUCCUUCAGAUGGAAGUCGUCACGCCUUCGGGCGAAAUUCUGACUCUCAACGAGGCGCAGAACAGCGCUCUGUUCUGGGCCAUGCGUGGUGGAGGCGGAUCAACAUUUGGUGUGAUCACGUCCGUCACCUUUGCAACGCAUCCUUCCCCACCAAUAUCCAACACGGCGUGGGCAAUGCUCACCGAGCCCAGGGCCUCUUAUCUCCCAGACCUCGCCGCAUACUUCCUGUCCCAAGCCCCGUCGCUCGGCAAGGCCGGACUCUCUGGCUAUGCCUUGAUCAACUCGCAUAUGCCGAAUCCUGUCAGCGCACCGGGUCUUCCGCCAAACGCAACCGGAAUCAUUGGCGUGUCCCUUCUCCAAGACGAUGCAGACUUUGACGAAGUGAAGAGACUCUGGACUUCAAUAAAUAAGACCAUCCAUGAACGUUGGCCCAAGGUAGCAUUCCUCAGCAUGAACACGCAGUACCCAACAUGGCAGGACUAUUACGACAAGAACCAUGACCAAAACAAGGGUGGGAUGAAUAAGUUGCUGGUGUCGCGACUUCUGGAUGAGGAGGCGUUGACGGGAGACUUGGACGCCCUGGCAGGCGCGGUGAAGACUAUGACAGACAACGUCGGAGGCAUGUACGCCUUCUUGGUCUCCGGUAAGGGGGUACAUGAUGCGAAGCCGAGGGGUGGUGGGAAUGCGGUGCAUCCGUCAUGGCGGAAAGCCUACAUCCAUGCUAGGUGGGCCUCGUUCAACACGACUUCCAAGGAAGACGCGGAGAAGAGGAUCUACGAUGCGGUCGAGGGUUUUCGUCAGCUUUCGCCAGAGAUGGGUUCCUACGUGAAUGAGGGUUUACAAUACGAGAGGGACUGGCAGAAAACCUUCUGGGGUGACAACUACGAGCGUCUCCUCGGCAUCAAGAAACUCGUCGACCCAGACGACACCUUUUGGUGUCAUCCAUGCGUUGGAAGCGAGGGGUGGACGGCGAGAAGCGACGGGCGGCUCUGUAAAGUCUGA
Molecule: messenger RNA, 1764 nt
Organism: Colletotrichum spaethianum
Lineage: Eukaryota; Fungi; Ascomycota; Sordariomycetes; Glomerellales; Glomerellaceae
Product: FAD-linked oxidoreductase patO
Exons: 5
Coding region: 1-1764 (587 amino acids)
Molecular function (GO): oxidoreductase activity; FAD binding
Source: RefSeq, a predicted model, not a curated record